Strongylus vulgaris is the source of this 444-nucleotide messenger RNA. NCBI's taxonomy places the organism in Eukaryota, Metazoa, Nematoda, Chromadorea, Rhabditida, Strongylidae. The record is from the annotation of a GenBank genome assembly.
AUGGAGAAUCCUGACAAGUACAGAUCUACUGGCUCUCUGCAAAAACGAAGUCUCAGUACUACUGCUAGCGCUGCAUCUAUUGAUAAGUUGCACGAAUUGAGGGAAGACAGCGAAGAAGUUUCCGAAAGGAGUACACCUGAUGCUGAAGGCAGCAACAUGUUCAAGACCAUAGGCAAAAUGCUUUCAUUGUCAUUACUUAUUGACCCCGUUUUCCUUGUUUUCGCUAUCUCUAAUCUCCUAACAUCUGUUGGAUUCAACUCGCCGUUGUACUUCUUGCCACUGCACGCAACAAGAGGUGUUGGACUCGAUUCGACAAGACUGUGUAAUACCCUUGGUCGAGUUGUUUUUGGCGUUGUGGCCGAUCACAAACUUCCUCUACCGUAUGGACUCGGAAGGGACACGGCUAGGAACAGAUUAUGGAUCUACAACAUAUCGCUUGCGGUA